AUGGAGGUGCUUUCUCCAAGCUUAAAGAAACUGUGGAACGAAUGGCAGCUGCGGGCGUUGGUUUUACUUAGCCUCACUCUCCAAAUAAUUCUUAUCCUUUUAGGCAAUCGUCGAAAGUAUACUCCCAAAAUUAUAGUAUGGCCUGCUUACUUAGCAGCAGACUUUGUGGCAACUGCUGCACUCGGUGUCCUCGUGAGUAACUUGUUUAGUCAUUCUGGAACUCUUGAUCCAAACCUCCAGCUGCAAGCGUUUUGGGCACCAUUUCUCUUGCUGCACUUGGGUGGGCCUGACACAAUCACUGCCUAUUCUGUGGAGGACAACGAGUUGUCGUCCAGGCACUUGCUCCAGGUGAUCUUCCAGACAGGAGUUGCAUUUUACAUCCUUCUCAUGGCGUGGACAGGGUCCCAUAUUUCAAUUCUAACAAUGCCAAUGAUAUUGGCAGGGCUUAUCAAGUAUGGAGAAAGAACAUGGGCCCUGUGGUCUGCAAGCAGCUCUGAGCAACGUAGAGCAUUGAAGCCUAGCUCUCAAAAUACGGUGCAAGUUUUGUUUGAUGAUGAGGAUCAUUCUGAGGCUGAAUUACUUCAAGUCGCCUAUGGGAUGUUUAAUAUGGCCAAGCAUCUCUUUGCUGGUCUUCCAAUACCUGCAACAAAACAAUCUGCUACGGCUAACCACUGGAAGUCGACCUAUAAUAAAAAUGCUUUUGAAGUAACUGAAAUGCAGCUUGGAUUUAUGUAUGAUUUUCUCUACACCAAGGCGUUGGUGACCUACACUCCCUCUGGCAUUGCUUUGCGGUUCACCACUGUGGCCAUUCUCUUAGAGCUUUAUGCAGCGCUUUUAUUGUUAUUGUCAGACCACACUGUUGCCUGGUUGAAAAAACAUAACAGAAAUAACAUCUCUCAAGCCAUUACUUCUCUCUCACUACCAAGAAAUCCUAGCUGGUCAAAGUCCAUGGGUCAAUUCAGUUUCCUAAGCUACUUCCUCAAUGAAAAACCCAUGGAUUUCGAAGGAAUCCUAAAGCUCUUAAAAAUAAACGAAAAGCUAGAAAAGCAAGGAUAUGUAGCUUAUCGUGAGGUCCCGGAGGAUUUGAGAAAACGGUUAAUUACAGGUUCUCGGAAAUAUAGGGAGCGUUUGGAAACAUUUUCAUCUAAUCUAUCUGGAAAGCGUAUUUUGGAGCAUUUUGGAGGUUCACUAGUAUUGGUAGGUUUGGAGUCUAAUUAUGACACUCUGCAUCGCACGAUUACGAUGGGUUUUCAGCAAACAAUCCUCGUUUGGCACAUUGCUACAGAACUCUCGUAUCACCUAGAUCGCGACUACUUCACCAAAAAAAAUCAAGAAACCAAAUGCAUUAGUGCAGAAAAUGUGCAAGGCAAGGCUGAGAAUACGGCUGCAUUAAACCGUAAAAUGAGCAAACUCAUCUCCAGAUAUAUGAUGUAUCUCCUGGCGAUAUCUCCUGACUCGUUACCAGGAAGUGAGGCACUUGGUCUGACAAGCUUUCAACACACUCAUGAUGUGGCCAGGAAAGGAUUAGUAGAAUUACAAAGACUCAGCACCGAAAAAGAAAGAAAACGACAGAUUAAAAUCCAGGCCUCCAAAUUGUUGGUGGAGCAAUACACAGAUUUACAGAAUUUGGAGGCUAUCAAAAAUGGCCUGUUUUGCAAAACAAAUUAA
This is a messenger RNA of Dovyalis caffra, 1668 nucleotides long. The record is from the annotation of a GenBank genome assembly. NCBI's taxonomy places the organism in Eukaryota, Viridiplantae, Streptophyta, Magnoliopsida, Malpighiales, Salicaceae.